Messenger RNA from Cheilinus undulatus (humphead wrasse), 1692 nucleotides. RefSeq names its product calcium homeostasis modulator protein 5-like. The coding region runs from base 157 to 1089 and encodes 310 amino acids. The record is from RefSeq and is a predicted model, not a curated record. NCBI's taxonomy places the organism in Eukaryota, Metazoa, Chordata, Actinopteri, Labriformes, Labridae. Gene Ontology annotation, molecular function: monoatomic cation channel activity. The transcript is spliced from 2 exons.
CUCUUCUUCUCCUCCCUGGUUUUGUCGGUUUCCUCUCUCUGCUUCUUCUUCAUUUCCUCUCUUCCUCCUCUUCUUCUCCCUGGUUUUGCCUGUUUCUUCCCCUUCUCUUCCUCUUUGUUUUGUCUGUUCCGUGUGGAGUGCGUGCGUACCAACACCAUGGAUAGCUUCCAGACUGUCCUGAGGUUCUUCAUGAACCAGAAGGCCACCAUCGGCUACAGCUUCAUGGCUCUGCUGACCAUCGGCGGCGAGCGCGUCUUCUCCAUGGUCUCCUUCCAGUGUCCGUGUAACCGUGAGCAGAACUUCGCGUACGGGCUGACCUUCCUGCUGGGUCCGGCCGCGGUUCUGCUGGUCCUGGGUCUCUUCUUUAGUACCCGUCUCUGGAGGCUCUACACGGGCUGCUGUCUGAACCCCAUGAAGCUGUGUCCCAGGGGGAACUGCUUUGGCUGCCUCAGGGCCUUCAUGAGCAUCUUCUCGGGGGCGUGCGUGGCCCCCAUCAUGUGGCUGUGCGUGGCCCUGCUGAACGGGACCUUCUACGAGUGUGCGGUGAGCGGGCUGGACGAUAACGUAGUGGUCGACCAUUUCUGUAAAAAUAAAACCCUGGCCUGUCGGGAGGAGCUGGCCGGGGUUCCCUGUGAGCGCCCCAAACUGCCUAAAGAUGAGCGGAUGGAGCUGCUGCUGAUGCUGAGGGCCCAAUCACAGAUCUUGGGCUGGUCUGUCAUCAUCAUCGCCGCCGUGGUCGGCCUCCUGGGAGCCUGCUACACCAACUGUCGCUCCAAGGUCAGCUUCCUGCAACUGACCUUCUGGAAACGCUACGUGGAGAAGGAGAAGGAGCACUUCGACGCCUUCGCCUUGGAAUACGCCACCAAGCUGGCUGAGAGGAACCUGCAGAGCUUCUUCGAGAACAAAGACCCUGCUCCGUUCCCCUUUCCCAACCACAAAGCCUGGGAGGAGAUCUCGGCCCACUACACCUUCUCCAGGAGUGAGCAGUACUACAGCACGCUGCAGCGCUAUGUGGAGAGGACGGACAGAGACUUCACCCCGGAGAAGAGGCCCGUCAUGGACUUGGAGCGUGGGAUGGAGAUGCACUGAAGGAGGAGGGGGGCGGGGCCUUAGUGAGACAUGAACACAGCCGCUGUGUGAGAAAACAGUGUCCUCAGUGUUUGACCAGACAUCCGAGUCUGACUCAGGAAAUGUUGUCCUCAGAGAUAAUGCUGCUGUCUAACCAAAGAAUGUAUCCACAGCCAAUAACAAUGAUACCACUUCCUGUUAGCACAUGAACCAAAGAAGGGCUUAACCACUGAUGUUUAUGCUAGUUAUCAUCCAUGGUGCAUGCAUAUGAGGCCUUCCUAAUAACGCUGCCUUUAACACCUUCAGUUUAGACCAGAGGUAUCAAGCUCAAUCACAGCAGGGCCAGAUUCUGAAUUUGAGUCUAACCUGAGGACCGAACAGGGUCAAUAUUUAACCAUUGAGUGUCAGCCUGAAGCAUUUUGAGGUUAAAAAGGUCAACAUGAUAGUUAAAAACUCAGAAUCUGAGAUAAAAAGUCAGACUUAUAAGUUGUAAAGGUAGCAUCAUGACAUUUAAAGUCAUAAUAAUGUUUUUAAAGACAAAAUUUGAGAUAGAAUACUGUAACCAUGAUUUUUAAUAGUCAAAACAUGAGAAAAAAAGUCAAAAAGAUGAGUUUUAAAGGUCAA